AUGAACAUAACCCAUUUGAAUCUUAUGAGACAACCAAGCACUUCAAUGACAGAUAACGAUUCACUUAAUAUGGCAACAAAAGUUCGUUUUGUGUCAAAUUUAUUGGAUGGUCAUCUGUGUUCUGAUGUAUUAACUCCUCCUUCUUUGUCAAAACUUACGUCUUUGUCAACUGGAGAUCACUCAAUAUCACCGGACACUGGCACUUGUCUUGAUUUGAAAAACUUCUCCAUUGGUGAUAGAGUUUAUUUAAAUAAGGCUAAACAACGCGGUACAAUUGCUUAUAUCGGUCCUACACACUUUGCUGCUGAAGAUCUUGUUGGUAUUGUGUUAGACUCAAACUGUGGUAAGCAUGAUGGAAGUAUAAAUGGGAUAAGAUACUUUCAGUGUGCAGCGAAACGUGGUGUAUUUUGUCCUAUCAAUGAAUUAUCACCACUGGAUCAUAAGAAAACGUCGGGAAAUUCCAGACCAAGACAUUACUGUGAGAAUGAGCAAUCACGGAAUUAUAACGUCUAUGUUUCUGAUAAAAGGAAAUCAAACAGUCUUUCCCUGAAAAGUUGUCGUGGUCAAUUUGAUAGGACUGAUAGAAAUUAUCAUUCAUUUCGGUCGCCUAGCAUUUUGAGAUCGGACAACUUUUCCACUCAACACACUGGCAGACUUCAAAGAUCUUGGUCAGAAAGGUGUAAAUUCUCUGGAAAAUCGUGGAAAGAUUCAUUGUCCAUUACUGAUGAUCGGAUGUUUGAACCUAAUGGUCCACCGAAAGGAGUAAAUAGAAUUCACCGAAGCAACACUUUGCCAGGAAAUGCUUGCAGAGAUUCACAAGAUCCUUCGAUAUCUACUGCCCGUUUUUUGCGUGGAGGCAGUCUACCAAGAUUAAAAGAAGACAACCGUGUGAAAAAAAGUAUUCCGUUCUCUGAAAUUAGCUCAACCUCAGCAUCAAAAUUAUACGAUAAACGUCAUCGUAAUUUUCAUAGGAGAAACGCAAAGGUAGAUAAGCUGAGGAGUUCUUCAAAUUCUUACACGGACAUUAAUCAAUCCCUAAUUAAUCCACCAUUUAGAAAUUCCCUAAGACUUAUCAAAUUAAACAGACUGAACAGAUAUUCAUCUGGACAAAUAAUUAAAACUGAUGAUCAAAACAACUCGGCCGGUUUCUCAUACCAUCCACCAGAAGCAGAUAAAACAUGCAGCGAUAAUGAAUUAUUUCUGGUAAACAGUGUUAUCAGCUGUGCUCAAGAGCGACUGAGUGAAUUGCAAAAUCAAGUUUUACAAUAUCAUGCAUACAAUGUAAAGUUAUUAGAACAGUUAACACAUAUCAAAUCAUGUCAAAAUGAAAUAUCACAUAAGCUUGAAGAAAGGUGUAGAAAUGAUGUCUUACAAUCACAGCAUGCAUACCAACGACAACGUGGACGGAUAAAAGAUAUCAAGAGUAAACUUCUGCAAGAAUAUACAAGAUCUAGGAAUUUAGUAGUACAGUUUCAUAAUUUAAGGGUGCCUAUCAAGUAUACAUCUCCAAGGGAAUCAAUAAAUAAUCUUGAAAAUAAUUGUUACAGUCCAGAGAACAACAGUAUCGGUUGUAUUAACAUUUCUAGUAAUGAUAGAGAUGAUUUGAACAAAUAUAACAACAACAUUGCCCUCACAACUUUUCAUCCCAUCGAAGGUAUUGGUAAUAUUGUACAUAGCAGAAAAAUAACUUGCAAUACACUUACUCCUGAAAGUCUAGUGAACAGUAGCGUAAACACUGGACAGGAAAUUAUGAAGCUCAGGAAACAAAAACUCAUAAUUUAUGAUGCUUAUCAGUGUCAUUACCAAAACAUAAUGAAACGAUUAAUGGCUUACCAAAGAACUGUUACUAAACAAGUUUAUAGCUUCAGCGUAUGCAAUCACAAUGAAAAUCAGGAGAGCUCGUCGAAUUCAUACAAGACAAUGUGUACUGAACACCAGGUGAUGCUGAAUAUGGUAAAGGAAAGAAAUUGUAAACUAUCAAUGGAACUCAGUGUUCUGAAUGCUGAGAUAUUACAUUUAAGCAAUCGACCAGAGAGGCAGUUGUAUGACUUCCUGAAGCAAUUAGAUUCAUGCAAAAGUACCAAUGAUAGACUUCAUCAAACAAUUCAAGAUUUAGAGGAACAAAUUGCAAAAAUUCAAAAAGAUUUAGAAGACGCUAAAAAAAAGCUGAAUAAGGAGGAUGUCAUACAUUUGACACUUAUGAGAAUGAAUCUUCGUAUUCAUCAGCUUAAACAAAUGGAGAUUAGAGCUCGAAGUCUUCAGAAUGACCAAUGUAUGAGUAUACAGACUAAAGAAAAAGAAUUAACUGAAGCGAUGAAUAAAAUGGAUUUACUAUCACAAGCCUGGGCGAAUGAAAGACAGGCAAAGAUUACAUCUGUUCAGAAAUUACGCGAAAAUCUAAAGUCAUUAUCUGGUGAACCGCUUAAGAUAUACAUUACAGAUAAAAUGAAUCAUGUUAUUUAUGAUGGUGGUGCACGAAAUAACGGCAUACAAACAUCGGAUACAGAGACCCCAGUUCUGCCAAAUUCAUUAUUUAGUGCUUUGUGCAAAGAAAUCCGUCGUCUGCAAUCACGUUCAGUCAGCCUAGUUGAAGCAUUGGAUUUAUUGAGCGCAGGAAAUUAUAAUGCAGAAAAGUUAGAUCAUAUAAAAAGUCUUGUACUUACAUCAAACGCAUCAAAAAAGAUAAAUAAUACUGCGAUUAGUACAAAGGCUAACAGUUACAACAGUUAUGAUACAAAGUUGCACAACAGUGUUCGUUCUUUUAAAUUCCGUAACAAUUCAAAGGUGUCAGGCAUCUCUUGUUCAGUCAAAAGUUAUUCAGAUAUGCUCCCAACCUUAAUACAAAAUAAACAAAUAUCAGUAGUUGAUAAUCGUUCACAUAGAAUAACAUCAUUUAGACAUUCUGAUCAUGAUCAGAAGUCUAAACAUACAGCUAUGCAAGAACCUACAAAGGGGAAGAUUUCUGUCCCAUCUUCUGUAGAUGGUUUACGAUUGGAAACACGAGUUUCAACUUCGGAACAGGAACAACAACAAACAGAACAACAACUAUCAAAUCACUUAGAAUUAGAUGUUUUCAAACAACAGCGAAUGCUGUUACAGCAAUGUCAAGAACAACAACGGCAGCUACAACAACAGCAACUACAACAAUUACCUCACCACAGUUUAGCUUUAUCUUUCAGUCCACGUGUACAACGUCGACCAGUUUCUUUUUAUUUAAGUCGAAGUUUAGACAAAUUUAUCAAGCAUCCAAUUCCAGAAGCUGAUGAAGAAGAAGGACAAGACGAUGAGGAGGAGGAAGAGGAAGAAGACGAAGAAGAUGUAAAGGGGGAAGAAGGAUGCAAAAAAGAGAAAAAAGAACAUUUUGACAGUCAUACGAAGCGUAUUCAUGAGAAAAUCGGAACAGAAAAUUUAAAUGAAUCUAAUAUGGUAUUAGUUGAAAGUCACUCGUAA
This is a messenger RNA of Trichobilharzia regenti, 3450 nucleotides long. NCBI's taxonomy places the organism in Eukaryota, Metazoa, Platyhelminthes, Trematoda, Strigeidida, Schistosomatidae. The record is from the annotation of a GenBank genome assembly.